Messenger RNA from Suillus subaureus, 1604 nucleotides. RefSeq lists its product as uncharacterized. The transcript is spliced from 11 exons. The coding region runs from base 212 to 1207 and encodes 331 amino acids. Lineage: Eukaryota; Fungi; Basidiomycota; Agaricomycetes; Boletales; Suillaceae. The record is from RefSeq and is a predicted model, not a curated record.
UGGAGCCUUACGUAUCCUUGCGUUGCAGUGGUUCCAUGUAAGAAGAGCGUACUUAUCUUAGUUCCAUUGGAAGCUGCUCGCAUAUAUGGCAAGAAGAGGCCUCAUCGAGUGCUCGUGUCCUAUAUAAGGAAAACCUUCAGUACUGCAGUUUCGAAGCCCCAUCAGGUCGUCCCCCUCUGUACCAUCGUCGUCGUGCAUCCCGAAAGCUACCAUGGUCGACUGGCACUCCCAAGAGACGCUAGUCGCUAACGCUGAGUCAUUCAGCAAGUUCAUGCAUGUACUCUUUGGGCUCUACAUAUGGGAAUUCGUCAGUUCGCUGGAUUUUGACUGGCAGUUUAUCUCGGGCAAGAGGCGAUUCCGAUGGCCCCUGAUAUUCUACUUUUCUGGUCGUUACAGUUUGCUUUUCGCAUUGAUUGGAAUCUCUAUUGCGCUCAACGUGACAACCGAGGUUAAUUGUCAGGCAUUAUAUACCUUCAACCAGAUCUUUGGCAACACUGCAAUUGGCUUAGCCAGCAUCAAUCUGUCCUUGCGAACCAUGGCGGUAUGGUCGCAGAACAAAUAUGUAGUUACUGCCCUUGUUCUGAUCAUUCUGGGUCAUUGGUCAUUCCUCCUUCAUGGAAUCUUGUUGAAGGCUGCAUGGGUAGAUGGAGAGUGUGUUAUUAUCUACACGGAUAACCAAAUUCUCGCCAUCACCUUCAUCUACUCCAUGGCGUUUGACUUCAUAGUCUUGUGCUUAACCGGCUGGAAACUUGCGUUCCCGGCUAACGGUCGCUCCAAACUUAUCAAGCUCAUAUUUGGGGACGGCCUGAUCUACUUUGCUAUUGCAUUUUUGGCAAACUUGAUGGCGACGAUCUUCAUGCUCAUAAACUUGAAUGCAGUCCUAUCGAUCAUUGCGAAUGUCCCUGCUGCCAUCGCAUCAACGAUCGUAGCAUGCCGCGUCGUACGAAGGUUGACCAACUUUACCUCUCAAGGUCCAGAGGUUUUCACUUCCACCCAGGGCUCGACACUCGCAUUCAAGAGCAACGCUAGCACAAAUCGUCGCAUUUCUGUCAAGAAAGGCGACAGUGUACACGUCCAGAUGGAAACGUUCGCUAGUCCCGAUCGCUCGGUUGCCGAGUACGACGCCAGUGGCAAAAUCGUGAAAGACGACGAAUUCGAUCCCGAGGCACAGAUCAUUAGCAACGAGUUCAAGCGCCCGCCCUACUAGAAUGGCAUCGUAUCGUCCCGUACGACAACCGCAUAUUUAUCCAACCCACACCUCGUAUCCGCAUCGUCACCAAAAGCAAGAAAUACCGUUCAUCAUUGCACAUUGCACGUUGUUUUUACAACUCUCAGUAUUGCCUUCCUUUCCUAUAUUCUCAGUAAUCUCCCCGCUUGUCGUUCUUUAGACUCCCCAGUACUUUCUCUCGGCGAUCGGCGGGGAUUCCUUUCUUUUUAUCAUGUCUGGCGCGGUUUGCUCCGCCGUGUAUCGGGCCUCAGGCUGUUGUUGUCAGAUGACUUAUUGUGAAAACAAGAAAUACAACAGUAGUAGAAAUACGCCAGCAAGUGUACAAUCAACUUUAUCAACAGAAAAUGAAACUUAAUAGAGUUUUCUCUGACCUCCU